This is a messenger RNA of Amborella trichopoda, 1926 nucleotides long. RefSeq names its product CA-responsive protein. Lineage: Eukaryota; Viridiplantae; Streptophyta; Magnoliopsida; Amborellales; Amborellaceae. The record is from RefSeq and is a predicted model, not a curated record.
CAAAAUUUCGAAUUCAUUUUUUUUCUCAUAUCCAUGUAUCUUGUUGUCGAGAUGAUCAAUUUGAGGAUAUUUAAGCAGCAAAACAACUUGUUCCCGUGAAAUUUUUGAUGUGAGCCCUAAUUUGAUUGUUUAGAGCCUUGGCUCUAUAAAAACCGUUACCGUUAUUUGUUAACAGUCCGUUAAACAUUGUAACGAAGAGGGAGUGAAGAGACGGACACGUUUUGGGCAGUAGUAAAGCAACGCCCGUUCGAAAGUAGACUGAGAAGAUGUCUUUCUUUAGCUCGACGCCUGACCUCCCUUCUUUCUCUCUCUAAACCACUUUCUCUCUCUCUAAGAUCUCCUCCUGACCCAAGAACCUUCUGUUCCCUCUCUGUCUUUGCGCCCUGCGCCCUGCUGCGUGGAAUGACGCUUAACAAUGGCACACUUCUCUGUGCUCAAUCCUCCUGCCAUCCUCUUCCUCUUCUUGACUUUCUCUCUCUACCUUCUCUUCAUCUCUCUCUGGAAAAAGAGAGAUAAACCCAAAAACCCUGCCUCUCCCUUCGAGUGCUCCAUCUCUGCAAAAUCUCAGAGCAACCCAAGAAACCUAGUUGUAGAUAUCCCGGCUUCGAAUGCGUGCUCCAGUGACCAGGCCCAGUCUCCUUCCCCGAGCUCCCUGGUUUGCUCCGAGCUCCCACUUUCAGGGGAUGUAUCGGAGGAGCGAGAGAAUGUGGUUGUGAAGGUCGUUCAUUCUCAGGAGGGGGAUGAGCCAGAUAGAGGUGGGGAUGACGGAGAAAGUGUUGGGGAUGAGAAAGAAAGGGCGGAGGAGUCUAAGGUGAAGAAGAAGAAGAAGAGGAAAAAGAAAGGGAAGAAGAGUAAGAAUGAUUCGGAAGAUGCAGAGUGCAGGGAAGAGGAGGAGGAGAUGGUCUGCCCUUGUCGAAAGCUUCAUGAUUCCGCUUGUUGCUACCCUUUUACUUCUCCCUCGAGUGCUAUUCAGAGGAAAAUAAAGGAGCAGUAUGAUCUGAUCGUGAAGUCUGGUAAUUCAAAGGGCCUCACAUUGGAACAGGUUGGUAACUUUGUUAAUUGUCUACUUGACGCAAAGACUGCACUGCAACAAAAAUCAGAGGUUGUCAGAAGAAAGCAAAGAUUAGCCAUGGCAAAGUUAAUGUCAGCAAAGGCGGAUAAAUCGUCAUUUGAUCGCCUUUGUAUGCAGAUAAAUAGGUUAGAUAUUGAGCAGAAGAGAUUAGCAGAGGAUACUGCAGUCUAUAAUCUGCUUCAAGAGCAGCUGAAAUGUUCCCCUGCUUAUCAGAAGAUGCUUGAGAUCCGCAAUUCUCUUCUCGAGAUGAAGUCCAAUUCUCAGCAGUUGCGACCAAUCCCAGAUGUUGGUGAUGAUGACAUAUCAUUCGAGGACUUACUGGCUCAAGAGAAGAAGGAUUCAUUCUGGCAAAGGAACGGCAAGCUGAGGUCAUGCACAACUUGAGACGCUGAUGCUCAUUCUGCGAUUUUCCCUGAAAGCAGUAUGGACCAUCAUCAUCAUAAAUCGAGUAGACCAUUGGAGGUGUUUUGCACUGCAGGUGCUCCUUUUGGGUCUGUUUUGAGGUCCCCUCUGCUUUGGACAUACAAUUUAAUCUAUCUCUCUCUCAUGGCCUCUUAUGCUGGCUUCUUUUAUGGUGGGUUGAGGCAUUUCUUCUUACUUAUCUAAAUCUUGAGAGUUCCCCUGCCAUCUGUAGAGCUGUUGUACUUGUUUUGCUCUUCUUACUUACCUAAAUGGUCUCGAGUUUCCCUGCCAUGUUUAGGGCUGUUGUUCUUGUUUUGUUGUACCAAUCUUAGUGUAGUUAAUCCCAAAAGUGAGAGCUGAUGCCUGAACUUCACAAAAAUAUAGUCCUUUCUUAAAGAAUAUUGAAAGAAUUCCUCAAUAGAUGCAAUUCCUUGUGGCGUUUGUUUUGGCAA